AUAUAUUCUUGUGUACUUUUAUAUAUUCUUUCCUGUAGAAGAUAUAUUUGGGUCAUUAUCUUUACUAUGGCAACGCACAAACGCAGACAUCAAAUCUGAAGUCGACGUUUGAUGUCGCCGAAUCUGAUGUUCAGUACAGUUGAUAUCGAAUUUAAAAUCUCUUUCGACUUGACAAUAUGUUUUUGACGUAGUUUAAAGCACAAAGUUACAAUAAAAAAGAUUUGACAAGCACUUCGUAGACGAACAAUGAUAUGACAUAAUUAACGAAUAAUGCUGUCAAGAUGCUUAGAAAAAAGAAGAAAGAGAAAGAGAAGAAAGUGCGGAAAAAAUGUUUGAACGAACGAGAAACUUUGUCCUACGAACAGCAAAUUCUAGACAACAAUAAGCAAUUGUCGCGAUUGCGGAGUAGAAAUGAGGAACUCGAGCACGAGGUAAAAGUUAUAACUAAGAAGUUGGAGCAAUUGAAGGAGGAUCGAUCUGACGUCGUGGCGCACUUGAAACGAAACUUGGAGGGAAAGAUAGAGGAGGCCCGAGAGCUGAGCGAACGUUUAUUGGCUUUGGAAGAGCUAAGGAAGCAGGAACAGGCCGACUACAAGAAGAAAGAGAGCGCGAUGGAGCUCGAAUAUCGUACUAUGGAGAGUAAUUUAAGCGCGGAAGUGAAACUCGCAGCCGGGAAGCUGAACGCUUUAGAAGACUGGAGAUUAGCCCGUUUGGAUUUGAUGCACAAAUUCGAGGUACAGGAGGAGCAAAUCGCGAAACAAGAGGAGUCCCACAAGACGACGCUCUACGAAACGGAGAAAUCAGUUAUUAUUGCAAAGGCUAAAAUGCAAAAGGAGAUGGAGGAACGAUUAAAGCAACUCGCUCAGGAAUUUAAAGAGGCGACGAACAUCCGUAUUGCGGAUAUGAUGCAUAACACAGUCAGGAGAAAUAUUGCACUAAAUCAUGAGUUAAACACGAUGCUGAAGGUCUGCGAGGAUCUGGAAACGAAGAGCGCGGAGUGCAAAGAAAACGAUCGCCUCCUCAGAUUACAGUGCGAAUUAUUCGAAAACGAGGCGAAAAUUGCGCUGAAAGAUGCGAUGAGACAGCAGCGUGUUAUACACAAUCUUGCCCAGGAACACAUAAAUAUGGUCCUCGAGUAUGGACGAAUUCAACGAGAAAAUGUUCGGUUCAACAAUUACGAACGACUGAUGAACGAGUACAGGGCGAUCUGUGCAGCAUCGGAACAGAAGACGAAGAUGCUCGAACGACAAUUGCAAGAAACGAAAAAAGCCAGGGAAGAAAUCCUGACAGAAGUGCGGAAUAAAUGCGAGGAGUUCGAUAAAUUGAACGAGACUUUGAAGGAAGCCAAACGAUGCGUCCUAGAAGCCUUACAGUUACAAGAGGAUACUUGCACGAGCGAUAUUUGUACUUCAUGUGGUGCCGAUCAGAAGCAGAAGAUUAUUUAUUCGCUUCAAAAUAUCCUGGAAAAACAUAAUAUUUCCGAUAUAAUCAAAGACAAGUCACAGAUAUAAAAUCGAAUCUGAAACUUUAGAAUAAUGGAAAUCUUUCACUUUAUAUUUCUUAUCUUCACUUAGAAGAAUGCAAGAGAAAAAGCACUUUUAAUCGACAUUCGCGGGAUGCAAUGCUAUUUUUUAAAUAUCUGAAAUUGUGUACGUUAUCCGUAAAUCGGUUAUGUGAGAAAAUUCUGCGUAUGCGCAUUUGUUUAGAAAAUUAUAAUUUUACACUGAUGAUUAUUCGAAGAAUUUUCGUUGUCAAUGUAUCUUGUAACAUUUUCUUGCAGUCUCGAUGUUGCUCGAUAUCGAGAUUUAGUAAAAAAUUUUUUUAUAUAAUUAGACAAAACUGAUUACGUCUAGUUAUGCAAACUUGAAUAUCAAUUUUAUCCAUAUAAGAACAUUAGUAAUUAGAAAUAUAAUAUGCCAACAAAUUCAAGUUAUCAUUGAUUAAAUGAUUUAAUUUUUUACAACAGAUCCACGUGCGUGUUUUAUUAUUCCUAAUUGUUUUUGAUGGACUCUCUACUCUCCAUUCGGAAGCUGAUAACAUGUUUCCAAUGAUAAAUUGGUCAUGUGUCCACAUCACGUUUCUAAUUGCUAAUGUUCUCUGCCGAAAUUAAUGCAUCGACUUAUGAAAUACCUUCUA
Molecule: messenger RNA, 2136 nt
Organism: Camponotus floridanus (Florida carpenter ant)
Lineage: Eukaryota; Metazoa; Arthropoda; Insecta; Hymenoptera; Formicidae
Product: paramyosin
Exons: 6
Coding region: 282-1511 (409 amino acids)
Cellular component (GO): cilium; ciliary basal body
Molecular function (GO): microtubule binding
Source: RefSeq, a predicted model, not a curated record